Molecule: messenger RNA, 2744 nt
Organism: Pteronotus mesoamericanus
Lineage: Eukaryota; Metazoa; Chordata; Mammalia; Chiroptera; Mormoopidae
Gene: PIBF1
Product: progesterone immunomodulatory binding factor 1
Exons: 18
Coding region: 386-2659 (757 amino acids)
Biological process (GO): cilium assembly
Cellular component (GO): centriolar satellite
Source: RefSeq, a predicted model, not a curated record
AAGUUCCGGCUCUGGAAAGUCUGCACGCUGCCGCUUCCACUGGCCUCCUCCGGGCGCUGAAAUGGUUGUCCUGGUUACCGUUCCUAACGGUCCCGGGCCUGAGAUUCGUUAUUGAGGGGCUGCAACCUGAGCUGUAGCCUGAAGAUGUCUUCAGCUCCUUGAAAUAUUGGCAGUGGCGGCUGGUCCACCCUGCGACGUGGAGUAAUUGAAGCUUUCAAGGUAGCUCUCAGCUAUCCCUUCCUUUCACGCCUGGGGCAAGGAAUCCUCCGAUGCUGCCAAGUUUGGAUUUUAUUCUUCGCCUCUCACGUGUGGCCAUCCUCUGCCCCUGAUCCUUUGUAUUCCAGAAAAUUGAAAUAGAAUUGGAGAAGAAAACUGACCCAUAAGAAUGUCUCAAAAAAUUGCCAAGGCAUCAAAAAAAAUAAACGUCUCUAGCUCUCUGGAAUCUGAAGAUAUUAGUUUAGAAACAACUGUUCCUACAGAUGACAUUUCCUCAUCAGAAGAGCGAGAUGGUAAAAUCAAAAUCACUAAGCAGCUAAUUGAACGGAAAGAACUACUUCAUAAUAUUCAGUUACUGAAAAUAGAGCUAUCCCAGAAAAAUAUGAUGAUCGACAAUUUGAAAGUAGAUUAUCUUACAAAGAUUGAAGAAUUGGAGGAGAAGCUUAAUGAUGCACUUCAUCAGAAGCAGCUACUAACAUUGAGAUUAGACAGCCAAUUGACUUUUCAGCAGAAAGAUGCCAGAAAAUAUCAAGAACUAAUGAAACAAGAAAUGGAAACUAUUUUAUUGAGACAGAAACAACUGGAAGAGACAAAUCGUCAGCUGAGAGAGAAAGCGGGAGAUAUUCGUCGAAACCUGCGUGACUUUGAGUUGACAGAAGAGCAAUAUAUGAAACUAAAAGGUUUUCCUGAAGAUCAGCUUUCUAUUCCUGAAUAUGUAUCUAUUCGAUUCUACGAAUUAAUGGACCCACUAAAAAAGGAAAUCUCUGAACUACAAGUGAAAAAGAAUAACCUGUCAGAAGAAUUAACUGAAAACAAAAGCCAACUGAAACAAUUGACAGAGUCUUAUGAAGAAGAUCGAAGAAACUACUGUGAGCUUCAAAAUAGAUGUCAACGUUUGGCUUUAGAAUUAGCAGACACAAAACAGUUAAUUCAGCAAGGUGACUACCGUCAAGAGAACUAUGAUAAAGUCAAGAGCGAACGUGAUACACUUGAACAGGAAGUAACUGAGUUAAGGAGAAAACAUGAAAUACUUGAAGCCUCUCAUACAAUUCAAGCUAAAGAAAGAAAUGAAUUAUCAAAAGAGGUAGCAACCUUGCAGCAGACUGUCACUUUACUGCAGAAGGACAAAGAAUAUCUCAACCGUCAAAACAUGGAGCUUAGUGUUCGUUGUGCCCAUGAGGAGGACCGCCUUGAAAGACUUCAAGCUCAACUGGAAGAAACCAAAAAGGCUAGAGAAGAGAUGUAUGAAAAAUAUGUAGCAUCCAGAGACCAUUAUAAAACAGAAUAUGAAAAUAAACUACAUGAUGAACUGGAACAAAUCAAAUUGAAAACUAAUCAAGAAAUUGAUCAACUUAGAAGUGCCUCUAGGGAAAUGUAUGAACGGGAAAACAGAAAUCUCCGAGAAGCAAGGGAUAAUGCUUUGGCUGAGAAGGACCGAGCAGUGAUGGCUGAAAAGGAUGCUUUAGAAAAACAUAAUCAGCUCUUAGACAGGUACAGAGAACUACAACUUAGUACAGAAAGCAAAGUAACUGAAUUUCUCCAUCAAAGUAAAUUAAAAUCUUUUGAAAGUGAGCGCAUGCAACUUAUCCAAGAGGAAACUGCGAGAAAUCUCUCACAGUGUCAAUUGGAAUGUGAAAAAUAUCAGAAAAAACUGGAGGUUUUAACUAAAGAAUUUUAUAGUCUCCAAGCCUCUUCUGAAAAACGCAUUACUGAACUCCAGGCACAGAACUCUGAGCAUCAGGCAAGACUAGACAUUUAUGAGAAAUUGGAAAAAGAGCUUGAUGAAAUAAUAAUCCAAACUGCAGAAAUUGAAAAUGAAGAUGAAGCUGAAAGGGUUCUUUUUUCCUAUGGUUAUGGUGCUAAUGUUCCCACAACAGCCAAAAGACGACUAAAACAAAGUGUCCACUUGGCAAGAAGAGUACUUCAAUUAGAAAAACAAAACUCGUCAGUUUUAAAAGACCUGGAACGUCAAAAGGACCAAGUAACACAGCUUUCACAAGAGCUUGACAGAACCAAUUCUCUGUUAAACCAAACUCAACAGCCCUACAGAUACCUCAUUGAAUCCGUGCGUCAGAGAGAUUCUAAGAUUGAUUCACUGAAGGAGUGUAUCACACAGCUUGAGAAAGAUGUCAGCAAUUUAAAUAAAGAAAAGUCAGCUUUACUACAGAUGAAGAAUCAAAUGGCAUUAGAUUUAGAGCAACUUCUAAAUCAUCGUGAGGAAUUGGCAGCAAUGAAACAAAUUCUCACUAACAUACGCAGUAAGCGCCCCGAGGACAGGUUACUUCUGACUAAAACGGAAUCAAAAAAGAUGACAGGAAAUCAAAAAUCAAAGACUUUGAAUGUGUCUAGAGAACAUGAAGACAAUAUAUUUAUACCCAAACCAACACUCUUUACCAAAAAAGAAGCACCUGAGUGGUCUAAGAAACAAAAGAUGAAGACCUAGUGUUCUGAAUGGAUUUGCUAUAUCAUUAUUUACUCCCGAAGUUCUUUAUCUGAUGAACAAGAAGUUUAUCUUAAUCAUGUGCUUG